Molecule: messenger RNA, 1180 nt
Organism: Ziziphus jujuba (common jujube)
Lineage: Eukaryota; Viridiplantae; Streptophyta; Magnoliopsida; Rosales; Rhamnaceae
Exons: 1
Coding region: 233-1063 (276 amino acids)
Source: RefSeq, a predicted model, not a curated record
UUUUAUUUAAAACAAAUCAAUUUCUUUUUAUCAAUUUUUCACUGCCCAAUGUACAAGUUGCACUGCAAUAAAUAAAAAAUGACCAAGUUGCUUAGUUGGGGAUGGAUCAGACAAUUCACAAAAACAGACCCCAUAAAUGCCGCGACAAACGGAGCCCUAGACUCCCUAAGUAACGAAUACUUUUACUGAAAGGGACUUCGUCAGCGCGGGCGGCGCAUACAAAAGGGCAAAAAUGCAGAACGAAGAAGACGACGACGACGACGACAUAAACCCCGUAACAAUGCUACUACCAGACCACCAAUCUGAUAAUAAUGGAAAUAGCACAUUCAUGCAACAUCAGCCACAGCUCCAGCACCAUUACAUUCCUUCCAGCGAUUCGACCGUGGCAAUCAGACAACUCCCAUCGCAUGGUCUAUCCUUCCAGAUCUGGCCCGCAGCCACCACUCUCGUCACUCUCCUAGAUCAACACCGCCGUCAACCUAGCAAUAGCCCUCUCUCCCCCACUCUAUCCGCCUUAUCUGACGCCCCAAAUCGCCGACCUCUCAACAUCCUCGAGCUCGGUUCGGGAACUGGUCUCGUAGGAAUCGUAGCCGCUCUAACUCUCGGCGCAAAGGUAACGGUCACUGACCUUCCACACGUAAUCCCCAACCUCCAAUUCAACGCUGAUGCAAACGCCAGCGUUUUGACCACGAACGGCGGGGUAGUCCACGCGUCACCGCUAAGGUGGGGAGAGGCUGAUGACGUGGAACUGGUUGGGCGGGAGUUUGAUCUUAUAAUAGCCUCGGAUGUAGUGUAUCAUGACCACCUCUACGUGCCCCUCCUCCAAACGCUACAAGACUUGAUUUUGGGUGGGGAAGGGAAUGUGGAAUUUGUUAUGGCCCACCUCAGGAGGUGGAAAAGGGAAUCCGCCUUCUUCAAGAAAGCGAAGAAGGUUUUCCGAGUUGAUGUUUUGCACGUGGACCGUCCGUGUGAGGGGUCCAGGGUUGGUGUCAUCGUUUACCGUUUCGCUAGAAAGCAAAUCCAGAAACUGAAAAAAGUUUCCGGUUUAGCAAAUGGUGCCUGACAAUUUUUGUUUUAAAUGGAAACAAAGAAAGUAUUAAACGAGGUCAAGGUUCUAAUUAAAAUGUCUCCGUUUUUGUGGGCGUUCUAAGCUGCCAAAAUCUCUUUUUGAUUACGUUAA